UUCCCGGACCAGGGGUCAAACCUCGGGCCCUCAGCAGUGAAAGCACCAAGUCUUAACCACUGGAUCGCCAGGGAAUUCCCUCCUUCCGUUUUUUUUUUUUUUUUUUUUGUUUUUUGUUUUUUCUUUUUUAAAGACCUCCUUCUGUUUUUACUUCACAUCAUAUCAUUACCAUUUUCCAAAUCUUUUUCUAUUGUCUUUAUAUACCUAAUUUUUAAGGGCUGCAGUUUUAAGGGCUGCAUUCCUUUGAGUUCAUGUCUUAUAAUUCACAUAACCAUUUCCCUAUUGCUUGAUAUUUACUCUGUUUUUAAUUUUAAAGUAUAGUUUCUUCAUCUUUCUAAAUUGAUAGUUACCCUUUUCCAUAAGACUGGGUUUUUGUGAUAUAUUUACAAAAUCCACUGAGAAUGAUUACAUUGAACCUGUUAUUUCCUAUAUUAAGUAAUUGGAACUUGAAGCAUUAUUACUCAGUCUACUGAUAGCAACUUUUAUCAGAAGGUUUAAGUGUGAGCAGGAACAGGUUGGGCAUAUUGACUAAAGCAUGGGAGGUUUCACUUCCGUCACACAUGGGAGUUUCCAGAAACAAGGGUUUCAUGUCAGACCACCAACCAUCAAGUUUCAAGUUUAUCUUUCCUUAAUCAUAGCACAAUAUGAAAAAAACCCCAAAAUGUUCUGCUUUAAAAAAUGUAUUAGUGACACAUGUAAAUCCCCAAACAUCAAUAAUUUGAAACAGUUUGAAUAUAAGUUUUAUAUUGCAAUUACUAGCUAUAUUGCACUCAUCUGUAAAGUAUCUGCAUCAGUUUUGGUUUGCAGAAUUCCCUGAGUAAAUUUGGGCAGAGAUUCAGAAGUGUGGCCAGCAGAUCCCUUCAGGCAGCUCUGAAGGAACUCUUCCCAUCUUCUUUGUCCUCCCAGAUUAGAGACUGCAGAAUGAAAAAUGGAUGAAUGUCAAAGUGGGAGACAUCAUUAAAUUAGAAAAUAACCAAUUUGUUGCUGCUGAUCUGCUUCUCCUAUCAAGUAGUGAGCCACAUGGCCUCUGUUAUAUUGAAACUGCUGAGCUUGAUGGGGAAACGAACCUUAAAGUGCGCCAUGCGUUAUCACUUACCUCAGAACUUGGAGCAGAUAUUAGCAGACUUGCAAAGUUUGAUGGGAUUGUUGUCUGUGAGGCGCCUAACAACAAACUAGAUAAAUUCACCGGAGUCCUCUCUUGGAAGGGCAGCAAGCACUCCCUCAACAAUGAGAAGAUAAUCCUGAGGGGCUGUGUCCUGAGAAAUACCAGCUGGUGUUUUGGAAUGGUUAUUUUUGCAGGUCCUGAUACUAAACUAAUGCAGAACAGUGGUAAGACAAAGUUUAAGAGGACAAGCAUUGAUAGAUUGAUGAAUACUCUAGUAUUAUGGAUUUUUGGGUUUCUGAUAUGCUUGGGAAUUAUUCUUGCAAUAGGAAAUUCAAUCUGGGAGAAUCAAGUUGGGGACAAAUUCAGAACUUUCCUCUUUUGGAAUGAAGGAAAGAAGAACUCUGUGUUCUCAGGAUUCUUAACAUUCUGGUCAUAUAUUAUUAUUCUCAACACAGUUGUACCAAUUUCUUUAUAUGUGAGUGUGGAAGUAAUUCGUCUGGGACACAGUUAUUUUAUAAACUGGGAUCGGAAGAUGUAUUACUCUGGGAAGGCAACACCUGCUCAAGCUCGGACGACCACGCUCAAUGAGGAACUAGGCCAGAUUGAAUAUGUCUUCUCUGACAAAACGGGUACCCUCACUGAAAACAUCAUGACUUUUAAAAAGUGUUCCAUUAAUGGGAGAAUCUACGGCGAAGUACAUGAUGUCCUGGGUCAGAAGACAGACAUGACUAAGAAAAAAGAGGCUGUGGGUUUCUCAGUCAACCCCCAAGCAGACAGAACAUUUCAAUUUUUUGACCACCAUCUGAUGGAAUCCAUUAAAAUGGGUGAUCCCAAAGUGCAUGAAUUCCUUAGGUUACUUGCACUCUGCCACACCGUAAUGUCAGAGGAAAAUAGUGCAGGAGAGCUGAUUUACCAAGUUCAAUCACCUGAUGAAGGGGCCCUAGUGACUGCUGCAAAAAAUUUGGGGUUCAUUUUUAAGUCUCGGACCCCAGAGACAAUAACAAUAGAAGAAUUGGGAACACUAGUUACUUAUCAAUUGCUUGCCUUUUUGGAUUUCAACAAUUUCAGAAAAAGGAUGUCUGUCAUAGUUCGAAACCCAGAAGGACAGAUAAAGCUUUAUUCCAAAGGAGCAGACACUAUUCUGUUUGAAAGACUUCAUCCAUCCAACGAAGACCUCCCGGCUUUGACGUCAGACCAUCUCAGUGAAUUUGCAGGAGAAGGCCUUCGAACCUUGGCCAUCGCAUACAGAGAUCUGGAUGACAAGUACUUCAAAGAGUGGCAUAAGAUGCUUGAAGAUGCAAAUGCUGCCAUAGAUGAGAGGGAUGAACGGAUAGCAGGGCUGUAUGAAGAAAUCGAAAGGGAUUUGAUGCUACUAGGUGCCACUGCUGUAGAAGAUAAGUUACAAGAGGGUGUUAUUGAAACGGUUACAAGCUUAUCACUAGCCAAUAUUAAGAUCUGGGUCCUAACAGGAGACAAACAAGAAACUGCCAUCAAUAUUGGCUAUGCCUGCAACAUGCUGACUGAUGACAUGAAUGAUGUGUUCAUCAUAGCAGGGAACACAGCCGUGGAGGUCAGAGAAGAACUCAGGAAAGCAAAGGAAAAUUUGUUUGGACAAAACAGAAGUUUUUCCAAUGGCCAUGUAGUUUUUGAAAAAAAGCAGCCGCUGGAGUUGGACUCAGUUGUAGAAGAAACCGUAACAGGGGAUUAUGCCUUAAUCAUAAAUGGCCACAGUUUGGCCCAUGCUCUAGAAAAUGAUGUCAAGAACGAUCUUCUAGAACUUGCCUGCAUGUGCAAGACUGUGGUUUGCUGCCGAGUCACCCCUCUCCAGAAAGCUCAAGUAGUAGAGCUGGUGAAGAAGCACAGAAAUGCUGUCACUUUGGCCAUAGGCGAUGGAGCCAAUGACGUCAGCAUGAUCAAAAGUGCUCACAUUGGCGUCGGCAUCAGCGGCCAGGAAGGACUGCAGGCAGUCCUAGCCAGCGACUACGCAUUUGCACAGUUUAGAUACCUCCAGAGGCUUCUCCUUGUUCAUGGAAGGUGGUCCUAUUUCCGAAUGUGCAAAUUCUUAUGCUAUUUCUUCUAUAAGAAUUUUGCAUUCACACUUGUGCAUUUCUGGUUUGGUUUCUUCUGUGGUUUCUCAGCCCAGACUGUCUAUGACCAGUGGUUCAUUACCCUUUAUAACAUUGUCUACACAUCACUGCCUGUUUUAGCCAUGGGGAUUUUUGACCAGGAUGUUAAUGACCAGAAUAGCAUGGAUUGUCCCCAGCUCUACAAACCUGGACAGCUGAAUCUACUUUUUAACAAGCAUAAAUUUUUCAUCUGCGUCACACAUGGAAUCUACACCUCACUAGUCCUUUUCUUCAUCCCGUAUGGGGCCUUUUACAACGUGGCCGGAGAAGACGGACAGCACAUUGCAGACUACCAAUCUUUUGCAGUGACCAUGGCCACGUCUUUGGUCAUUGUGGUCAGUGUGCAGAUAGCCUUGGAUACCAGUUACUGGACUAUCAUUAAUCAUGUCUUCAUCUGGGGCGGUAUUGCCACUUAUUUCUCCAUUUUAUUUACCAUGCACAGUAAUGGCCUCUUUGGCAUCUUCCCAAGCCAGUUUCCAUUUGUUGGAAAUGCACGACAUUCCUUGACCCAGAAGUGCAUCUGGCUUGUUAUUCUCUUAACGAUAGUGGCUUCAGUUAUGCCUGUGGUGGCAUUCAGAUUUUUGAAGGUGGAUUUAUUCCCAACCCUGAGUGAUCAGAUCCGCCAGUGGCAGAAGGCUCAAAAGAAGGCAAGACCCUUGCGUAGCCGAAAGCCUCAGACUCGGAGAUCAAGCUCGAGAAGAUCUGGAUAUGCUUUUGCUCACCAAGAGGGCUAUGGAGAGCUUAUCACAUCUGGAAAAAAUAUGCGAGCUAAAAAUCCACCCCCGACAUCAGGGUUGGAAAAGACACUGUAUAAUAGCACUAGCUGGAUUGAAAAUUUAUGUAAGAAAACCACAGACACAGUGAGCAGCUUUAGCCAGGAUAAAACAGUGAAACUGUGA
Messenger RNA from Balaenoptera acutorostrata (minke whale), 4130 nucleotides. It is a transcript of the gene ATP8B4, whose product is annotated as ATPase phospholipid transporting 8B4 (putative). Gene Ontology annotation, biological process: Golgi organization; phospholipid translocation. Gene Ontology annotation, molecular function: ATPase-coupled intramembrane lipid carrier activity; ATP binding; ATP hydrolysis activity. Gene Ontology annotation, cellular component: plasma membrane. The transcript is spliced from 23 exons. Lineage: Eukaryota; Metazoa; Chordata; Mammalia; Artiodactyla; Balaenopteridae. Bases 933 to 4130 code for a protein of 1065 amino acids. The record is from RefSeq and is a predicted model, not a curated record.